Molecule: messenger RNA, 525 nt
Organism: Chara braunii
Lineage: Eukaryota; Viridiplantae; Streptophyta; Charophyceae; Charales; Characeae
Source: the annotation of a GenBank genome assembly
CUUAGAUUGAGUCAGUAGGUCUGUCAGUCAGGGGUUGACGUCUACGUGGUGAGGUUUGGAACCACUAACCCGGUUGUACACUUAUCACCAUGGUUGAGACCCGUAGUGGGAAGGAGACUAGCCCCUACACCACUGAGCAGCAAGAAAAGAUGGCCGCCUUAGUCAGAGAGAAUAAGGAGAGGAAAGAGCGUGAAAAGCAAGCCAAGCUAAAGGCUAUCGCAGACGAGCAGGCGGCGAAGAUGAAGAGGUUGGAGGAGGAGAUGAAGAGGGUACAACAGGAGGAGGAAGAAAGAAGGAAGGCUGCUGAAGCAGAAGCGACUGUAGAAAAAGAGAAAGAGAGAAUGAGAAUUGAGAGUGGAGAAGGGAGCAGUGGUGGCACGAUGAAGUGGGAGACAGACAUUGAGCUGGAGAAGAAGAUCAUCGAGUGGGUCACUAAUUUAUCGUUGGGAUAAGACGAGGAGGCGGAGUCCUAUGUGACUAAGGAUGAGAAGGCUGCGCUGGCCGCUGAGCUAGCAGCCAUGACAG